This is a messenger RNA of Hypanus sabinus (Atlantic stingray), 3544 nucleotides long. Its product is annotated as coiled-coil domain-containing protein 73-like. Lineage: Eukaryota; Metazoa; Chordata; Chondrichthyes; Myliobatiformes; Dasyatidae. The record is from RefSeq and is a predicted model, not a curated record. The transcript has 19 exons. The coding region runs from base 126 to 3536 and encodes 1136 amino acids.
CUGCGGUGGCCCCUUUACUUAAGGAAGAGCCCAGUUCUGGAUUUGUGCCGCUGCUGUUAGUGGAACACUCUCUUUGUGGUUGAAAAUGGACUCCAGUGUUGAUGAUCAGCGAUGAGGUUGCAUAGAUGGACAACAAAAUGACAGGAAACUUAGAAAGAUCAAACACUGGAUUGAACAUUACAUAUAACCUUCAGAGCCCUGCUGCAGCCCUACUUUGCUCGGUUGAUCAGCUUGAAUUUAAAACAAGCCUUUUGGAGGUGGUUGAGGAGCUUCGUAUUUGUCGUGCUGCAGAAAGUCGGUAUGAAGAACAAAUCAGUAACCUUGUGGUGGAAAAACAAGAACUAGAGUGGCAAAAGGAAUCAUUACAGUAUCAGUACAAUGCAUUAUCCAGUCAGCAUGAAGAAGCCGUAAUUGCCCUAAAAAAGCAGUUUCAGACCCAGAUAAAUGCAGUGGAAGAAGAAAAGGGAAAAUUCCAAUUUACCUUGGAGUCAAAAGAAAGGGAAAUUAGUGUGCUGAAGGAAGAAUUAAAAGUAUUACAGGUUUCCAAGUAUAACCUGGAAAAGAAGCUAAGUGAAUUGGAGCAAAAAGUACAUUUGCAGAACAUAGCAAAGGAAAAUCAGCUUAGUCAACUGAGUAAAGUUGAGAAGCGAUUUGCUGCAAUAAGUCAUCAGUGUGGAUUAAUCAUACAAGCUCAUGGAAAGUUAGAACAGAAUGUGGAGGAAGCAAUGAGAUUGAACAAAAAGCUCAUGGCUGUGAAUGAAACUCAGGAGAAUGCCAUCCAUGACCUAAAACAGGAACUGGAGAAAGUAACCGCAGACUUGAUAAGAUCCAAGGUCACUUCUCAGUGCAAUCUGGGCGAAGACAACAUCCAUCUUACAACACAGCAACAACAGCUGCAAGAACUGAAGCAGAAACUGCAGAUGGAGAUGGAAUUAAACAAGGAGCUGUCUAAAGAUAUGUCAGCUGUUCAAGAAGAAAAACAGGAAGUUUUGAAGUUGCUUCAACAAACUCAGCAGUUGUUACAACGACAGGAACUGGCACUAGGCAGAGCUGAGACUGAGCUGAAGUACUUUGGAGAGAAGCAUCAGGUUCUGGAAAGGGAUAAUGAGCUGCUCCAGGAGAAGGCAAAAGAAAAUGAAGAUAAAGUUCAGAUUCUUGAGAGAGAAAAUGAAAAGUCUACAGCUCAGUGGAAAAAGGAGGAGGCUAGAUUAAAUGAAGAAAAGCAACAAAUUAAAUCUGAAUUAGAAUCAUUCAAAAAGGCCCAUGCAACGUGUCAAGAAGUCUACUGUGAACUUCCUGCACAGAGUGUACAAGAACACCAAAUAAAGAUACAACAGAAUAUCUUGCAGCAUUCUGAGCAACCCACAGUACAGGGGACAUCAGGACUGCAGACUAGUGUGAGUGAAGCGUUAGUGGUUACUGACAGUGAGUUUAACCACGUAGGAAUUCACAGCCACAUAAAGGAAAUAGAUGAAGAGUCCAAUGAGUUAGACAUCACAAAACAAGAGAACAGUGACCAGGAAGGAAAAGUUACUACAGAUAAUACAGUUAAUAACAGGAGUGCAUUUUCUCCAGAUGCUACUAACACAUCUGCAAAAAUGCCAAGGAAAGCAACUGAUAACGAGGCUGUCUUUGUGAAUGAGAAAGAGUGCAUUUGCGUAGCAACUGUGGAAGGUAAUGCUGAAGAGCUGAAAGUUAUUCACCGAGGUGAAACAGGAAACAUUUUCUGUGAGGCUGAAUCUGCACAUGCAAAACUGGAGCCACAGUGCGGCUCUGUCUGUUUGGCAGAAGUCCCAGUGGAAGGAGGAAAGGUGCUCUCAGACAGUGCUGAUGCAUUAGGUGUCUGCAGUGCAGAUGAGGGUCAGCAGACAGACUCCAUUGCACAUAAAUUCGGUGCAGGCAAGAGCGAUACCAAUGAUAAGAUAGAAACCACACAGUGUGACAAAGGUGUCUUUAUAAAUGAACCACCGAGGACUGAAGCCAGAACAACACUUGGCAAUGAUGCGAUUUUGACAAAGGAAGUCAGUGCAAAUGAAGUACGAAGGGAGACUAUCCAAGCUCAGAACCAUGCUGUUUCUGAUCUCGUCUUUCAAUCAGCAAUACCUGAAAUUAAAAAUGAGCAGAACUCCAUCUUACAACAGCAGCAGCAACAAGAAUGCCUGAGACAAGCUAUUACUGUAAUGGAGGAAAACUGUGCUGCUACCAGUGGUACAAUCAGAUCUCCCACAUUGUUUCAUCCUUGCUGUAAACCAGAUGUCAGUUCCCCAAUGUUAUCCAUUGAUCAGUCUGAUCAUAAAGUUCCAUUUGAAAACUGUAUUGUUAACCCUUGUGUUAAUCCUAACAAUAAAAUAGACAUUUCAGUUGAAAAACUGCUGAGCCCCACCAGUGAUGGGAAAGACAUUACUAAGGAAGUUGGUAGUAAUUCAGAAAGCAUUCCUAUUAAUACUGAUGACCAACAGAAGGAAACAAAUUACCUAGAAGCUUUUGCUUCUGAUAGCAAAGCAGCCACAUGUUUGGAUAAAAUUGAACUUAACGCUGGUGAAACUUCAGGAAACCUUGAAUAUCUACAAGACAAUAUGACUCAAAAUGAAGACUGUGAGAACAGUAACCUCUCAUUAAAUAUCACACACAGUGUGACUGUAACCCCAAACUCUCAAGAUAGAAAGGAAGUUCAUAGUGCAAUGGAUUUAGCAGCUGCAGUGGAAAGUGGGCAAGAAGCAAUUAGUAAACUAGGUUUAUGCCCUGAAUCACGAGAAGUAGGGGUCUUCUCCAAGGUAACAGAAAAUGAACUCAAACCCAUCUUUAUAAAUACUGCAUUGAAUCCAGUUGCAGCCAUCAGUCUGGAUCACAGAGAUGAAACACGAACUUCAGAGGCAGAGGCUGCAACCAGCAAAACAACGGUAAAUCAGUGUUCCUGGAAAUUUUGUCAUCUGCCUUCUCUGGCCCCUAGAAAAGAAAAGUAUGUGGUGAACAAAGCCGUGGUAUCACUCCCAUUCUCGCUGCCCGGAGACAAAUUGGAAGCUCCUAUCACAAGCAGAAAGGUCCCUUUGACAUUUGUUUUACCGAAAUCCAUCAGUGAAAUGAGCCUGACGAGGCCAAUUGUAGCAGAUUCUCCCAGUACUAAAAGGGUGAAUGACACUUUUAAUACCUUCAGUGUUCCUCUUUACCCCAAGAGAAAUUCCAAAGAAGAUUGGAAUGCAAUAGUGCAGACGUUUUGUGAUUUUUCACAACCUCCAAAGCAGGAGCAACACUGUUCAGCAUCCAGUCAAAGUUGCAAGAUUCCUUCCUUGCCGACUUCCAUAGGUCAUUAUAAAUUUACAGAAUCUUCCCCUACUUGCUUCCAAGUGCCAGAGGUGGUCACAUCCACUACCCAAAAUCUACUGUUUGAGGAUGAAUGUGAUACUCAGUAUCCUACAAUUAAAGGACAAAUCGAUAAAAUUGAGAGGUUUCUCUGCACGGACCGGCUCAAGCACACACGGAAAAGGAAAGCCGUUGAUGACACUGAUGGACGUGUAAGCAAAAUUACACCAACUUAACCUUAAUU